Messenger RNA from Aspergillus clavatus NRRL 1, 1446 nucleotides. RefSeq names its product putative C2H2 finger domain protein. NCBI's taxonomy places the organism in Eukaryota, Fungi, Ascomycota, Eurotiomycetes, Eurotiales, Aspergillaceae. Gene Ontology annotation, molecular function: DNA-binding transcription factor activity. The record is from RefSeq and is a predicted model, not a curated record. The transcript has a single exon. The coding region runs from base 1 to 1446 and encodes 481 amino acids.
AUGCAUCCAUUCGCUUACGCAGAGAUUCCUCCCAUCGAUCUUGUUGAUCGUACCUCGUUCGAAGAUUACCAGCUUUACCCUUCUCCCGAUCCUCACAUGAGUCCCGCUUUCCACCAAGAAUCAUCCCCAUUCCAGCUGCAGUUGUCGCAGCUUCCAACCCAUGAUAAAGGCCAUUAUAUCUCUGCGUAUACAACCUGGAUCGACGGGUCCAUUUCCCCACAUGCCGUCGGCCCGCCUCCAUUUGCCCAUGCGGGGCUUCAUAUUGCUGCCCCUAACGCAUACCAUCUCGCGUCUUCUUGGAACAACGAUAUCUCAUCAACCUCUGGCGUAGAGAGUCCUCGCAGUAGUUGCGACGGGAACUUUGCGCCGAGCAGCUUGAUGGAAGCCUACCCGUCUCCUCCCUCCAUCUACGACGAUCCAAAAGUCCCCUCAUCCAACGUCGGAAGGUAUUCUUCACCGGCUGGAUCAGCGACCGACUCGGUUGCACUUCCUCAGAUACAAAGCUAUCCUGAUCCCGAGCCAAUCGUGGAGCCAAUGUACCCCCUAUCACCACCGCAGCUGCUUGUAUAUGACGGGGAUAAUCAAGUCGAUGAGGCAGAAAACAGUACAGAAGCCAUGAGUGGUAUUCAUACCGGUGGAGAGAUAGUUGCUCGCCGCGCAUCUUUGCCGCAAGCUGGACGUGGAAAAACUCGCCGCAACGCGCCGAAGACAUCGCAAUCCGGUCGUGUCACGAAGCCAGUCACGGCGGAAAAGUCACGACGCAAGGCGGCAACAUCUACUCUAGCCCAACAGACUGGCCGCAAGAAGACGCCCAAGAGAGCUUCUUCGUCCCCGCGCCUCUUCGUCUGCAGCUUCUCACACUACGGCUGCACCAGUAUUUUCACCUCGAAGAAUGAAUGGAAACGACACAUUGGGUCACAGCACCUCCAACUAGGCUACUUUCGAUGUGACGUCGAUAAUUGCGACGAUGGCCACAAAGCCAGCAGGAAGAAGUAUGGCCAUGCCAUCGGCUCAUCCCGCAGUCGCUCUGCGUCUCACGACCACUCUGCCCGCCAGACGAACGACUUCAACCGCAAAGACUUCAACCGCAAAGACCUCUUCACGCAGCAUCAGCGUCGCAUGCAUGCCCCAUGGGUGCUCGAGGGUCGAUCUGCAAGCGCGCAGGAGCUGCAAGCGUUCGAGGUCAGCCUUGAGGAUGUUCGGUCCCGCUGCUGGCGUGAGCAACGCAAGCCGCCUCAACAGAGUCAGUGCGGAUUCUGCGCGAAGGAAUUCUCAGGCCCGGCCAGCUGGAAUGAGCGGAUGGAACAUGUUGGACGGCACUUUGAGAAGGACGAGCACUCCGUCCCGGAAGAAGAGGACAUUGGUUUGCGGAACUGGGCCCUAAGUGAGGGACUCAUCCAACGCAAUGAUAAGGGCAAGUGGGUGUUGGUUGCUCUACGUGGAUGA